AUGGAGUCUGUACUGAGCUGGGUUUUCCUUGUUGCUGUUUUGAAAGGUGUCCAGUGUGAGGUGCAGCUGGUGGAGUCUGGGGGAGGCCUGAGUCAGCCUGGAGGGUCCCUGAGACUCUCCUGUGCAGCCUCUGGAUUCACCUUCAGCAGUUAUGGCAUGAGCUGGGUCCGCCAGGCUCCAGGGAAGGGCCUGCAGUGGGUCCCAUCCAUUGGUAGCAGUGGUGGUAGUAGCAUAUACGCAGACGCAGUGAAGGGCCGCUUCACCAUCUCCAGAGACAACGCCAAGAACACACUGUAUCUGCAAAUGAACAGUCUGAAAGUCGAGGACACGGCCCUGUAUUACUGUGCGAAAGGCACAGUGAGGGGAAGUCAGUGUGAGCCCAGACAGAAACCUCCCCUGCCGGGUCCCCAUUCAGUGAUCUGCACUGAACACAGACGAGUCUACAUGGAGUCAUUCCUGAGCUGGGUUUUCCUUGUUGCUGUUUUAAAAGGUGUCCAGUGUGAGGUGCAGCUGGUGGAGUCCGGGGGAGGCCUGAGUCAGCCUGGGGGGUCCCUGAGACUCUCCUGUGCAGCCUCUGGGUUCACCUUCAGCAGCUCCUGGAUGUACUGGGUCCGCCAGACUCCAGGGAAGGUGCUGCAGUGGGCCGCAGCCAUUAAUAGUGGUGGUAGUGACAUAAGCUAUGCAGACUCCGUGAAGGGCCGCUUCACCAUCUCCAGAGACAACGCCAAGAACACUCUGUAUCUGCAAAUGAACAGUCUGAAAGUCGAGGACACGGCCUUGUAUUACUGUGCUACAGACACAGUGACGGGAAGUCACUGA
This is a messenger RNA of Orycteropus afer afer, 819 nucleotides long. The record is from RefSeq and is a predicted model, not a curated record. Lineage: Eukaryota; Metazoa; Chordata; Mammalia; Tubulidentata; Orycteropodidae.